Molecule: messenger RNA, 633 nt
Organism: Prunus armeniaca (apricot)
Lineage: Eukaryota; Viridiplantae; Streptophyta; Magnoliopsida; Rosales; Rosaceae
Source: the annotation of a GenBank genome assembly
AUGGAAUGGGGUUCGAAUCAAGCGGAGUUCGAUUACUUGUUCAAGCUGUUGAUGAUUGGGGACUCUGGGGUUGGUAAGAGCAGUCUCCUCCUCAGCUUCACUUCCGAUUCCUUCGAAGAUCUUUCUCCUACCAUCGGUGUUGAUUUUAAGGUGAAAUAUGUUACUCUUGGAGGCAAAAAGCUCAAGCUUGCAAUUUGGGAUACAGCUGGUCAAGAGAGAUUUCGAACGUUGACAAGUUCAUAUUACAGAGGUGCACAAGGAAUCAUUAUGGUUUAUGACGUAACAAGGCGAGAAACAUUUACAAACCUUUGUGAUGUAUGGGCCAAGGAAAUAGAACUCUAUUCAACAAAUCAAGACUGCAUCAAGAUGCUUGUUGGGAACAAAGUUGAUAAGGAGAGUGACAGGGUUGUGACAAAGAAAGAGGGAAUAAAUUUCGCCAGGGAAUCUGGAUGUCUCUUUAUUGAAUGUAGUGCUAAAACUCGAGUUAAUGUGCAGCAGUGCUUUGAAGAGCUUGUUUUAAAGAUUCUGGAUACUCCCAGUCUCGUAGCUGAGGGUUCUAAAGGGAUGAAGAAGAACAACAUCUUUAAGGAGAAACCGCCACAGUCAGAUGCAUCCACAAGCAGCUGUUGCUGA